Medioppia subpectinata is the source of this 1365-nucleotide messenger RNA. NCBI's taxonomy places the organism in Eukaryota, Metazoa, Arthropoda, Arachnida, Sarcoptiformes, Oppiidae. The record is from the annotation of a GenBank genome assembly.
AUGGAUUUUGGACACAAACACACGUGGAAUCAAUUGACACACAUUUACCACACUUUCACACAUGAUAUCAAGUCAUUCAACACAUCACUCGAUGCACAUCCAGUGCCCGAAGACAUCACUUCCAGUGAUGACAACAAACACAGUGUCCGACAACUCAUCCAAUCAUUGGACACAAGAAGUGAACAAAAGAAGACAUUGAAUGGCAAUAAAGCGAAGACAACAACAAAGAAAAGAUAUAAUAAACAAAAGAUAAUAAGCGAUGAAUCGGACGAUAAUUCUAACCACAAAUGGGAACAGACUUUAAGUGAUGAAGAAAUGGAUGACAAAAAUGUGAAGAAAAAGAGAAAAUACGUUAAGAAAAGCGAAAAAAGUGGUGAAAACUCGACGACAACACCACUGAAGAGGAAAUAUAAAGAGAAGACAAUUCUUUUUGCGAAUGGGAAGUGCUUUCGACCGAAAAAUUUUAUCUGCGAUUACAUCGGAUGUGAGAAACAGUUCGCCGAAAACGAAAAACUUUUGGCACACAUUCGGGUCAGACAUACAAUGGAGCGGCCGUUCGGGUGUGACGUCUGCCACAAGACAUAUCCCACUGAGCGGUGUCUUCGGGCGCAUCAGAAGAUGCAUUCGGAGGGCUUUAAGCGCUUCCCGCGAACACCAAAGAAGAAAUAUAAUUACAUUCGAGAAAAAGCUUUUGUCUGUCAUUACAGUGGAUGUGAUAAACGGUUUCGCGAACGGGAAUACCUUUUGGCACACAUUCGGAUCACACACACAAAGGAGAGGCCAUUCGGGUGUGACGUUUGCCACAAGACAUUCCCCACUCAGAGUCGUCUAAAGACUCACCAGCGGUUACAUACGGACACCGCGAAGCCAUUCGUGUGCUCAUGGGUUGGCUGUGACUCCGCUUUCCGGACCAAUCAGCAACUUUCCAAUCACAUGCAAUCACAUGAACAGCUCCGGCAAUACGCGUGCGAUGAAUGUGACUCACGAUUUAACCAAAAGCGGAGUCUUCAGGCCCACAAGAAUACCGUACACUCGACUGCCCGGCCGUACACUUGUGAUUGGCCCGCGUGUGAGGCCACGUAUAAGGACUUAAAUAUGCUUAAGCGCCACAAAGAGACACAUCUGGGACAACACAAACGCCAACACACUCUGCCAUUUGUGUGCAGUUGGCCCGCAUGUGACCGACGCUUCCCAUCCAAUAACCGACUCCAGGACCACAUGAACGCACAUCAGGGCCUCCGAGUUGUCGAGUGUCCGGUCGAGGGUUGCGAUAAGACAUUCACAUCCAAACCCUGUGCGCGACAACACUUAAGACAAGUCCACAAAUAUAAGACCACUGAAGGACUCAUACCUAUCAGUAAUUAA